Leguminivora glycinivorella is the source of this 2034-nucleotide messenger RNA. RefSeq lists its product as uncharacterized. The transcript has 16 exons. Lineage: Eukaryota; Metazoa; Arthropoda; Insecta; Lepidoptera; Tortricidae. The record is from RefSeq and is a predicted model, not a curated record. The coding region runs from base 1 to 2034 and encodes 677 amino acids.
AUGUGCCUACACAAAUAUGAGGUUCUCAAGAACUAUGGGAAGACUGAAGAGAACGCGUCCCAUGUGUACCAGUCUGGGUGUAUUCUGCAGCUGUUGGCAAUGUGCCUACACAAAUAUGAGGUUCUUAAGAACUAUGGGAAGACUGAAGAGAACGCGUCCCAUGUGUACCAGUCUGGAUGUAUUCUGCAGCUGUUGGCGUAUUUAGAGGGCGCUACCAGCGACCUAUGGGAGACUGAAGAGAACGCGUCCCACGUGUACCAGUCCGGGUGUAUCCUACGGCUGCUAGCGUACUUGGAAAUGGCACUACCAGCCAUGAAGCCCCACUGCUUGGCUGUGCUCACUAAGAUAUCCUUCUCAUCUAACGGCAGAGACGCUUUGUAUGAGACAGGGACGGACCUGGUGUUCUGCCAGCAACUCCUGGGAUCGAACGUGGGUCUGCUAGCCGACGCGGCCAUGGGCGUCGCCAACAUGACAAAGCUACUUCCUUCUGCAGUGCGAAUGUCAGACACCAACAUCAUUGAGGCCCUGUGUGCAAUCCUAAGUGAUGACGCAGCAGUGUGGUUCUACAUCAGAAUGAACGCACUGCGAGCUCUGGCUGCCCUCUGUUUGAAGAUCCCUAAGGCGGCCUACAGUCUCGUGGAGCCCAAGACAUUUGCAGCUCUGAGAAAUAUUAACAAAAAGUUUAAAGACAACCCAAUCGAAGCCCAGCGUCUAGCUGUGCAGUGCUACAUAAAUCUCCAGACUUACCACGUGAGCAUGAAAGCUAUGCUCAAUGUCGACUUCGUGCAAGAGAUGCUCAACAUUUUGCAGCGCAUAGACAUCAGUUUGAAGAAGAUGGCUUGCGAGGUGCUAACCGGCCUCAUGGUGGAGCCAAUCGCAAAGGACUUGUUCACGAGCUGCAAGGGCGAAGAGGUGGUGGCAACGAAUCUGCACAUCAAACACGUUGGUUUUAACACCGCGCUGUGCACACUCAUCACGGCCAGCGUGACCGAUGAAGGGGCCGACGUGUAUCUGCAACUCGGCACCGUGCAUUUUAUGGUUGAAAACCGUCUAGCAAGAUACGUUGUGAGCGCCUGGGAGCCGGCUCUGGAGGCUAUCUUCAAGCACCAUCCGUCAGCCAAGCUGGCUUAUACAGGAAGGCUGGAUAUAAAUGACUUUACUCAGGAAGGUUUCUACGUCCAAAAGCGACUGUCCACUCCAUUCCCCACCAUCAAACAGCUGAUGGACAAACCACCACCCCACGAAGAUGCAGUGUUCAUAACCCUCUUCCAACCACCUGUUUCCGAGUCAGGAGUUGCUUCUGACGUCAACAUCGGAUACUAUCAGUUCCACGGUAGAUCGUCGACCAUGAUGACUACGUCUUCGAUGAGAAUGCGACCCCCGAUCCCCGACGACAUCAACUUACGUGGCUACAUUCUGCAGCAACGACUCUGGUUUGGCGAUCCAACAAAAUCUCUUCGAUAUAUCGAGAUAGAAGCCGCGCAUUAUGAAGUAAGAUACCGAGACAAAUGCGACGAAGUUUCCACGUCGCUAAAGGAACGCGCGCAGCUGCUAGCCGAAUUUGUCGUGGAGCAGAUGUGUGGAACAAACCAAGAGAAGGACUGUUCCAUGCCUACAGUGGCCUUACAUCUGUCGGAUUUAAUGAACGAUCUGGACUCUUGCGUGAUAGGCUUGGGAUGGGUGCGUUGCGGCGGCGCACUCGAGAGAGCAGUUUUGUACAAGGUGUUGGCUGACCGCGUCGGCUUGCCGUGUGCGCUCCACAGGCGAAGCAGUGCGCAUGCUUGGUGUGAAGUUGCCAUUCCUGAGCUGGACCCGGAAGCCGAUGGUAAAGAAGAGAACUACCCAGCCGGUCUACUUCUGGCCAACUACGUAGUGGACCUGAUGGUGAAUGCAGGGCGGUUGCCCCCUCGCGGGGGGAGGAGGCGAGGCGAGUGUGCGGGUGUGAUCCUUCGCAACCCACUUAUACUUCGCGAGCGGCUACCGGAUGUUUCUGUCGGCCGGAUACCUGGCUCAACAGAUACCUAUUAUCCCUAA